Messenger RNA from Sinocyclocheilus anshuiensis, 1523 nucleotides. Its product is annotated as biogenesis of ribosomes BRX1. Gene Ontology annotation, biological process: rRNA processing; ribosomal large subunit assembly. Gene Ontology annotation, cellular component: nucleolus. The transcript has 10 exons. NCBI's taxonomy places the organism in Eukaryota, Metazoa, Chordata, Actinopteri, Cypriniformes, Cyprinidae. Gene Ontology annotation, molecular function: rRNA binding. The coding region runs from base 60 to 1172 and encodes 370 amino acids. The record is from RefSeq and is a predicted model, not a curated record.
GUCUUCAUUAAACCGAGAGUCCAUUGUGUCACAUUGCUACAGUGUAUCACGCUUGUUUGAUGAGUGCGUUUCCGCUUCCGGUGACGUGUGAGAGAAAGAUGGCGGCGCGCGGAGGAAAACGUGCAGCGGAGCGAGCGGCACAAAAGAAGACGAAACGAGCGAAAUUAACCGGGAAUAAAACGCCACAAACCGAGAGAAAACCGAAGACCGUGACGUUUACCCUGGAGAAUGAAGAAGAAGCGAAUAAAAACAUCAUCAGCGUCCCGCCGCCCGUCAGCACGGGCAAAUGGACGAAUAAGGAGCGAGUGUUGGUGUUUUCUUCUCGUGGGAUCAGCUUCAGGACGAGGCACCUGAUGAUGGAUCUGCGGACCAUGAUGCCACACAGCAAAGCUGACACCAAGAUGGACAGAAAAGACAAGCUCUUUGUGGUGAACGAGGUGUGUGAAAUCAAAAACUGCAAUAAAUGCAUCUUCUUUGAAGCCAAGAAGAAACAGGAUCUUUAUAUGUGGAUCUCAAACGUCCCUCACGGACCGUCGGCCAAGUUCCUCGUACAGAACGUUCACACUCUGGCUGAGCUGAAAAUGACCGGAAACUGUCUGAAAGGCUCCAGACCGCUGCUGUCCUUCGACCCGAAAUUUGACAAGGAGCCGCAUUACGCGCUGCUGAAGGAGCUCUUCACUCAGAUCUUCUCGACACCUCGGUAUCACCCGAAGAGUCAGCCGUUUGUGGAUCACGUUCUGAGCUUCACCAUCGCUGAGCACAGGAUCUGGUUCAGGAACUAUCAGAUCAUCGAAGAAGAUGCGUCUCUGGUGGAGAUCGGCCCGCGGUUCGUCUUGAAUCUCAUCAAAGUCUUCCAGGGCAGCUUCGGUGGACCCACGCUGUACGAGAACCCUCACUUCCAGUCUCCGAACAUGCACCGGCGCGUGAUCCGACAGGCCACAGCGGCCCGGCAGAAGCAGCGGCAGACGGUGAAGCAGAUCCUGAAGGAGAAGCGCUCGGAGGAGAAGGAGGUGCUGGCGAGAGACGUGACGGACGACGUGUUCUCGACUCCAGCCGAGCCCAGAGAUCCCGCGGUCCAGCUGCAGCCUCCAGAACCACAGAGAUCCAAGAAGAAGCUGCGCCUCACAGAGCUGAAGAAGAGGACGCAGAUGAAGCGCACGGGCCGGAGAUAACCUCGCUGUAGAGAUCUGAUCCCAGACCUGAGGUUCUGCUUCCGCUGCAGGAAGGGUUUCUCUUUUGGGACAUUCUAAAACUCUUCACGUGGCUUAAUGCAUUAAAGCUGUGCAUGAUUAAUAAAGCAGAAACACAUUAUUAAUAAAGCAUAUAAUGUACAGACAAGCAGAUUAGAGCCAUAAUAUGAACGCAACGCGUUUAAUUACACAUUAAGCGUUUUCCUCCCACAGAAAACCGUUAUAAGGAAAACUCUACGUGGCUUAAUGUGUUAAGACAGUGUUUUUAAAAGACCUAACUCAGUAAACAUUAUAACUCAUACUAUGUUCAGACAAACUUGAGUUUGGUCUUUU